Molecule: messenger RNA, 600 nt
Organism: Necator americanus (New World hookworm)
Lineage: Eukaryota; Metazoa; Nematoda; Chromadorea; Rhabditida; Ancylostomatidae
Exons: 6
Coding region: 1-600 (199 amino acids)
Source: RefSeq, a predicted model, not a curated record
AUGAAGCUAACAAAAGCACAAGAGAGCUUGAGAAAGUCCAAAGAAGAUGCUAAGAAAGAUAAAUCUAGGGAAAGAUCCAGGUCCAGAGAAAGAGCGAACAGACGCGCGAACCGAGAAAGACCUCUUGACAGAGAGGUUGCACUCUAUGCGGCCAGAGCCGACCGAGGUGCCAAGAAAGGUGAGGCUCGCCGAAAAAACUACUUCCAAGCACUGGAACAGUAUCAAACAACCGUAGUUGGAGGAGCAACCACGGUCGGUGGGGCUACAGCGAUAAACGAACGUGUAGACGAAGAUUUUACGAUUAAGACAACUCAAGAAAUGGUCCGUUUCCUACGAGAUGAGAAACUCAUAGAAACGAAAUAUGAGUUCGGCGGCAAGUGGGACAUUUUCUUUCAACGGUUUAAACGUAACCCGAUGAAAGCUGCAAUAGACGAGUACUGCCGCAUGGAAGAAGUUGUGGGGAAAAAUAUGAUGAAUGUGCUGUCAAAAACAACAAAUUUAGACGGAUCCAAAGAACUCAAAUAUAAGGAUAUUCCAGUAGGGAAACCUCCUCCUCUCAAGCGUGCCGAUGAUCCCGCAUACGAAUUGCAGUGGAUGUAA